Pyrenophora tritici-repentis Pt-1C-BFP is the source of this 2106-nucleotide messenger RNA. RefSeq lists its product as uncharacterized. Lineage: Eukaryota; Fungi; Ascomycota; Dothideomycetes; Pleosporales; Pleosporaceae. The record is from RefSeq and is a predicted model, not a curated record.
AUGUUCUCUAAUCUGACCACGCCUACGUCAAGGCCAAAAAAAAGGCAACGUACUCCUCCAUCGGCGCUGAGUGAUAUCGCAGAAUCGCCGGGUCUAAAUACACUCCCAAGUCAGCGCACGUCAUUGCUCUCCAAGUCGAACUCAAACGAUGUGGACGAUACUCCUACGCCAUAUACGAUUACGGAGACUUCCCACGGUGUCUCGCUCAGUCCAGUAUACGAUACACAUGAACUUCAUCGUCCGCUGAAAUCUGCAGCUGUCUCGGACAUGAGAGGCAAGAGGAGAGCAAGGUUAGGUGCACCUACAGGCUUCUUGAUAAACACCUCUCAAGCCCCGGCCCUUAUCCGAUCACCUAGUCUAGACACAUUCAGAAGGCAAGCUGCUGACAUUGUCUUCAACGACGACGAAGACGACGACAACGAAGAAGAAGAAGAAGAAGAAGAAGAAGAAGAAGAAGAAGAAGAAGAAGAAGAAGAUCCUUUUGUUGAACUCGCGACAUUGAGGACAUCGAAGGUAGAUUCAAUGGACUUGGCCGGAGACCAGGCUAUCCUCACGCAGAACAGCAUCAAGGCUCAAAUCCGAUUCCCUAGCUCUAACUUCACACUCUCCGUACCUAAGACUCCCGAAAACUUUCCACUGCGGCUGUCUCCCGUCCCAAAUUACGAUACCUUUUACAUGUUCUCGCGCCGCUCAAGAGGAUCACCGAUUUCGUCAUCCGAGGCUCGGGACAAGACGAUGGAAAAAGAGGUAGCUAGUCCUAGUGGUUCUCCUGCAGAUUAUUCCAAAGGAUCACCGCUUAGCACUAUCAGGUUGAAUACCAAGAGCCUUUACGAUGAGUUGGGGUACUCGUCGCGCAAUUUCUGGGAGCCGAGUGACGAUGAAUUCGAAGAGAUGGAGGGAACACCAACACAGGCGAGCGACACCAACUUUCCAUCCGCGAGUCGAACUAAAUCUGCAGGAAACAUCGGCUCCCCGAUCUCGAAUUUGCAGCACUUGUCGCGCACUCCCACUAAGCAGCGGAAACAGGCGCAUCUCGUCGCGCAUCUUCAAGCACCCGAAUUAUCGCCGCGUAAGACGAUUGGAAAGAGUGCGACGAGGAAUUACAAGAGUUCUUUGACGUCAUUUGCUUGCCCUUCGCCGUUGCGAUCGGUUGAGCAUUCUCCGACAAAGCAGAUGGGCAGCUGGCUAUCCAAGCCCUUGGACCCUGCAUCAUCAGAGGCCGUCGAACCAAACACGAGCAUGUGGGAUGCAGAUGACGAGGAGUUUGAUCGGUGGCCAGGACCGGAAACCCUCGAUCGCGUUGGAGAGGACUACACUACCCGUGGACGCCAGAUGCGCGGUCUUCGUUCAACAUCGAACAGUACACCUGCAGCAUGCGACACCAAUUCAACCCUCCAGCAACUUGAAGACCUAAGGCAUGAGCUCCUCGAUAAGCGCUCCGGGAACCCAUACGGUAUGGACGCGCACGACACAGUAAUGUCACGAUUCUUUGCCACCGACGUACCCGACCUGCCCGCAUCCAAUCCACCUCGUCACAUGCAUAUCAUCGCUCAUGAUGCAUACUUAGACAGCGCAGAUGCCAUCGUUCGUUGCGCAAUGCCUCGUCUUUGCGACGCCGUUGCCACUGUCUUGUAUCUCACGAACCCAAAGUGCUUAAUAGAGUUCCUAGAUCCCAACGUUGAGGUCUUCGAAUGGCGCCGAUCAGGAAACCGCAUCAUGAUUCGUCGAGAGGGAAACCAGGUCAUUGUUGGGACUUAUGCUAAUUUCGGGACAAACUACGCUUGGACUUACUUUGUUCGUUCUGACAUCUCGGAUAAGGGCUUGUGGACGGAGACAUAUGCGUCGGUGUCUGUAGUUGUGACGCCUGUGUCAAGGCAUGGAGUUAUGUUUGAUCAGAUAGAGUCGGAGCUGAGUAGUCUGGGUAUUGAGCCGACAGAUCUGAAGUAUGCGCUGUUCAUGGGGCGCGACUUGGCAUACUUCUUGCUGAGUCGGGAGCCGUGGAGGUAUCAUGUAUUUCGGAAGUGGAUUGUGGAGUGGGAGGCUGAUGGUGUUGUGACGGAGGCAGUAGAGUAUGAGAGGGAGAUGCUGCGGCAAGCUGGAGGAUGA